This is a messenger RNA of Felis catus (domestic cat), 3312 nucleotides long. It is a transcript of the gene GFRAL, whose product is annotated as GDNF family receptor alpha like. The record is from RefSeq and is a predicted model, not a curated record. Gene Ontology annotation, biological process: nervous system development. Gene Ontology annotation, cellular component: external side of plasma membrane; signaling receptor complex. The coding region runs from base 807 to 2375 and encodes 522 amino acids. Gene Ontology annotation, molecular function: signaling receptor activity. Lineage: Eukaryota; Metazoa; Chordata; Mammalia; Carnivora; Felidae. The transcript is spliced from 12 exons.
GCCUGGGGCUGUUCACUUGCUUUUCUAAUACCAUGACUUUCCUUGGUGAUGCAUCCCUUUCCUACCAUGAGUUUGUGUGGUUAGAAUAGGCCAGUCCCACCUACAUCCACGAUGCUGGGCACCAAAUGGGAUCGGUUCCACUUGGUGACAUUGAUGGACACGGGGACGCAAUGAACUGAUGUGACACAACUGUGGAAUUUUACUAUGGAAAGAGUACACUUCCUGCUCUGGCUUCAAAGACAGAAGAAUGCAAGCCAAGCGCUUGAAGCUCCUCUUCCCUCCUAGGAGAAAGAAGCUGCCUGAGAAUAGAGUGGACACAGAAGAUAACAAAUAAGAGAUAGGAAAGGAAACCCUCAGGCCCCCAAACAAGGUUAAAACAUGCCUGAAGUCAAUUCUACCCCUGGGCUCUUCAACACUGGGAGCCUGUUAAGGAGGUCAUUGAGAGGACGUGACCUCCGUUUGACCUGAGAGCUGAACUAGGCGGUGGGAGGCUCCUCACUCCUCCCCGUCCUUGGAAUGCAGGUUACAAUCACCACUCCUGCCCUGGGAGCCAUUUCAAGGAUACAGCUCUCAGAGAGGACUGUGCUAUUGAGAUCCUCGGACUGUAGACAUGACUGAACCCAGGUGAAUAACACCAGGUUGUCCAGCAUGAUAGUCUUCAUUUUCCUUGCCCUCAACAAGAAAAAUGUGACUGAGCCACACCCUUGGGCCUAAUCUCCAAAUGCAGUGACCCAGCAAGUAGUACAUAUGAUCCAUCCAAUGAGUUGUCUUGGAUUCUCCUUAGGAGAAGAGGUUUGAAAAGAGCUAUGGUGCUAUGCUUGGAAAAUGAAUCCACUUCCCAAACCAUUGAUUGCACAUAUUUAAGAGAGCAAUGCCUAAGUGAUACAAAUGGAUGUAAACUUGCAUGGAGAAAGAUGGAAGAUUCAUGUAAUGUUUCAGGUAACCCCUGCAAGAUGAAGGAUUCAUCAAACUGUAACCUGAGCAUCCAGUCCUUGGUGGAAAACGAUUUCCAGUUUGAAGAUUGUCUCUGCACUGGUAACCUCCAUUGCACUAUUAACAAAUUGCUUGGGAAAAAAUGCAUCAAUGAAUCAGAAGAAUCAGCACUGUCUUUACAUUUGGCUUCACAGUCGAAUAUCACACAGUGGUUCCAUCAGAAAAACACAUCAUUAAUGGUUAGAAAAAAGAUUGACUGUGUCACAGCAGUACAUAUGUGCCAGGAGUCGGAACAUUGCACUCUGUUGUAUGAAAAUUUUAAGAAAACCUGUGGGAGAGAAUCAGAACAAUGCAAGACCCUUGAUGGAGGCUACACGUGUGCAGCAUUAAGAGAAAGUCUGAAAGAAACGAUCUUGUGGAAUUGUCAUUGCAACAACCCUUCAAAAGUAGAGUGUAUUGAAAUUUGGAAAAGUUUGUUUGAAGAUAUUUGUAUACAAGAUGUUCACAUGAAUCAAGUUCCAGCCUACAGUGAUGACUAUGAAGAGGGAUUCAGCCAGGAAAUUGUUUCAGAUAACAUGAAAGAGGAUAAUCAAUCCAAGUGGAAUCUGACCACUCUUCCCUAUAAUGGAAUUAAAGGGAUCCAGUCCUGUUUGGAAGUGGCAGAGGCGUGCGUAGGGGAUGUGGUCUGUAACGCACAGUUGGCCCCUUACCUUAAAGCUUGCUCAGCAAAUGGAAAUCUAUGUGAUGUGAAACACUGCCAAGCAGCCAUACGGUUCUUCUAUCAAAGUAUGCCUUUUAACAUUGCCCAGAUGUUGGCUUUUUGUGACUGUGCUCCAUCUGAUAUACCUUGUCAGCAGUCCAAAGAAGCUCUUCACAGCAAGCCAUGUGCCGUGAACAUAGUUCCACCCCCUACUUGCCUCAAUGUAAUUCACAGCUGCCGAAAUGAUGAAUUAUGCAGGAGGCGCUAUAGAACAUUUCAGUGGAAAUGCUGGCAGCAAGUGACUAGAAAGUGCCAUGAAGAUGAGUUUUGCAUCAGUACCUUAAGCAAGCAGGAUCUCACUUGCUCAGGGAGUGAUGACUGCAAAGCAGCUUACAUUGGGAUCUUGGGGACAGUCCUUCAAGCGCAGUGCACCUGUAGGACCAUCACACAAGGUGAAGAAUCUUUGUGCAAGAUUUUCCAACAUAUGCUUCAUAGAAGAUCAUGUUUCAAUUACCCGACCCUGUCUAAUGUCAAAGGCAUUGCAUUGCAUAAAAGAAAACAUGCGAAGGAAAUAACUCUAAGUGGAUUUCAUUCCCCCUUCAACGGAGAAGUAAUCUAUGCUGUCAUGUGCAUGACAGUCACCUGUGGAAUCCUUCUCCUGGUUAUGCUCAAGCUGAGAACUUCCAGAAUAUCAAGUCAAACAAGAGAUCAUUCACCAGUCCAAAUACUGGAGGAAUUAUGAUUCAUUAAGAGUCACGAAUCAUUAACAAUCACUUUCUUUACAGGAAGUCUUUGUACCAGUCAACAGAAUAUCCCAUCUGCCACCAAUAAGGAAAAUGUGAAGAUGGAUCUGAUGAUAUUAGAUCGUUAGUAUAAUAAUAUAAGAAAUGGUAAUAUGGCAUGGUGUUAGAUUUACUUUUGUCUUAAGAAGAUAUUCGAGUAAAAAUAUCUGGUGGUAUCUUUUAUGACAUUGGUAGAAAAUUGAAGUCUCCCUUGAAGGCAAAAUGUGUUAUCUCAAGUUACAGUCUGCAUGAUUUGUUUCAUGGUAAAUUUGAAUCCAUGUGAUAGUAAUUAGUUGCAUCAAAAUAUGACAUAUUACGGUUAGCAGGGUUUUUUUUUUCUGAUCAAUUUUACAAAUUCCCAUUGGCUUGCCAAAAGUAAAAUGCUAAUAGAUAUAUCCAGUAUAAUUUGUUAUUUGUGUAUUCUUACUCAGUGUCACAUCACACAUCAUGGUAUCUUUGUUUUUGUAACUUAAAUACUGUAGAAUUUUGCUUUUGUAACUUGGUAUCUUUAUUUCAUACAAAAAUGUAGAACAACACAUUGCCUGAAAAAAAUCAAUAUGCAUUUUAAUAAUGACAUACUUCAUUUGUGAAUUUAAUUUUUUCUAUGUUAAUUACUAUGAACUUCUUUGGUAACAAAGUAAUACUAUAAUUGUAUAUUCUAUAUUGUUACUUUUGGCCAGAUUUGGCAGCAGAGUGCAAUUGUGAUUAGAAAAUUGUGAACAAGUUGUUUGUUAGUUUAGUUUUUGGUAUAUAUAUGCUUUUCAACUCUCUGCAAUCACAUUAAUACCCACUGCUAUGAAUGAAUAGGAGGUUUAAUUGUCCACAGUGGCACAGAGACACAAAUAUUCAAUAAUCUGAGAAUAUUAAUAAAUAGUGAUAUAUUCACACUUAAAGGUU